Molecule: messenger RNA, 1398 nt
Organism: Stegastes partitus (bicolor damselfish)
Lineage: Eukaryota; Metazoa; Chordata; Actinopteri; Pomacentridae
Product: piggyBac transposable element-derived protein 4-like
Exons: 1
Source: RefSeq, a predicted model, not a curated record
AUAUUUAUGUCAAAAGAUGGUGAAAUUGAAUGGUCUUCUUGCCCAAGAAAUGAGCCACCCCGCAUUGCUGCUAAUGUGAUAAAGAUGCAACCAGGGCCAACACGGAUGGCAGUUACUCAUGUGAACGACAUCAAGUCUUCUUUUGAGCUUUUGAUCCCAGAUUCCAUCCAGAAAAUUAUUCUGGAUUGCACCAAUUUAGAGGGAAGGCGUGUUUUUGGAGAGAGGUGGAAGGAGAUGGACCAAACCCAUUUACAUGCUUACUUUGGGGUUCUUAUCCUUGCUGGAGUUUUCAGGUCCAAAGGAGAAUCCACAGAAUCCCUCUGGGAUGCAGAAAAUGGCAGAGAAAUUUUGCGCGCAGCAAUGUCUCUGGAAAACUUCCACAUCAUUUCCAGGACUAUACGCUUUGAUAACCGAGACGACAGAGAAGCUCGACGGCAGAGAGACAAGCUGGCUGCCAUCAGGACAGUGUGGGACAAGUGGGUGCACCGCCUCCCCCUGUUUUACAACCCUGGCCCUAAUGUCACCAUUGAUGAGCAGCUGAUGCCAUUUAGGGGCCGCUGCCCCUUUAGGCAGUAUAUACCAUCUAAACCUGCAAAAUAUGGUAUAAAGAUCUGGGCUGCCUGUGAUGCCACUUCCUCAUAUGCUUGGAACUUACAAGUCUACACAGGGAAACCUGAGGGAGGAGCCCCUGAGAAAAAUCAAGGGAUGAGAGUUGUCCUGGACAUGACUCAGGGACUCAGUGGACACAACAUCACCUGCGACAAUUUUUUUACCUCACACAAGCUGGGACAGGAGCUCCUAAAGAGGAAGCUGACCAUGGUGGGAACGAUACGCAAAAACAAGUCUGAGCUCCCACCCCAACUGCUGUCUACGAAGAACAGGCCUGUCAACUCUUCCAAGUUUGUGUACACGGCUGACACGUCCCUGGUUUCCUAUGUGCCAAAGAAAGGCAAGAAUGUGGUCCUCAUGAGUACACUGCACAGGGAUGGGAGAAUCUGUGGCCAGGAGCAUCAAAAACCAGAGAUAAUCAUGGAUUAUAAUGCCACAAAAGGAGGGGUGGACAACAUGGACAAGCUGGUGACUACCUACAGCUGCAAAAGGAGGACCCUACGCUGGCCACUAGUGAUAUUCUUCAACAUGCUGGACAUCUCAGCAUACAACGCCUUUGUUAUCUGGAUGGCACUGAACCCAGAGUGGAACCGAAGAAAGCUCCAGAGGAGACGCCUCUUUCUCGAAGAACUGGGAAAGGCACUGGUGAGACCUCAAAUCCAGCGAAGACAACAUGUUCCGAGGACCCCAGCCUCUGCAGCCAUCAUGAGGAGGAUUCAGGAGAAGAAUGUUGACCCAUCCACCCGACCUACAGAACCACCAUCUGCAGAGCCUGAAGUAAGUGUCUGA